Molecule: messenger RNA, 1557 nt
Organism: Yamadazyma tenuis ATCC 10573
Lineage: Eukaryota; Fungi; Ascomycota; Pichiomycetes; Serinales; Debaryomycetaceae
Source: RefSeq, a predicted model, not a curated record
ACCCAAAUUUUUUCGGUUGGUUAAAAAUCUCCACCCCUUUAACCAAUUUCUUGUAAAUAUCCACACGGGAUAACUUCUUUAUUUUAAAGAAAUUACUACUCCCCUCCACAAACAAGGGAUACGAAAGUACUACGGGUAUCACGAAGAGUUAGUUUACGUAUUUCCUGGUGUUUAUAUCAUAACUACUUUUCCCACAAACCGACGUUUUUCUCUGGACUCCUUGAUUGGUUUGCUUCAGUAUCGAGAAAAAUUUUCCUCCCCUUUGCCAUCCCAGAUUCGCGACCUCUGAUUGGCCCGUUUCUGUUUUCCGGUACACACACCUUUUUCCACACAUCCGCACGACCACAAUGGCUUUGUGUUCGCAGGCCUUCAACAAGUCGAUCAAGAGAAGCUGUUCCGCGACCGACCUGGGUGCUACCACCAAGAAAACCUGUUUUAACAGUUACCGUUUUCCUGGAUGCACCCUUGCGUCCCGCGCCAUUGACACCGAUACCACCGCCCGUGGCGUGUCGAGCUCUGACGAUGACGAAAACUCUGACGACGAGCAGUUGUGCUACAAAUUGCACCAGAUCAAAGCCAAGAGAAGAGCCAGCUCCAGAAUCUCGUUCUCGUUGAACCCAAACUUGGAGUUGUCCAAGUUCAUUUCCAAGUAUAGCGACGAAGAUGAAGAUGGUGAGAAUCACUCGCCCAAGAAUCGCCUGGAGUCAGACUUUAGACCUUACUCAUCUCCUCCAGUUCCGGUUGAAGAACAAGAAUGUGACUUUAAACUCGUCCAGGUUCCGAAGGCCGACAAGGUUUCGCGGUCCAAGUGCUUUGAGUACUUGGUAGGUGCCAUUGACGAGGCGUGGGCCAGAUACUGUGAUGCCACUUCAUGUAUUGAAGAUGAGGUUUUCUACAGUGAUGACAACAACAACAGAAGAGAGAUCUCCCAGUACAUGAAGGGACCUCGUGGUGCCAGCACGACGAAUGCUGGUUCCAGUUAUUAUUACAAUAACGGUAAUAAUACAAAUAAUGAUGAUGCUAGUGAUGACCAUGGCAGAACCCUUAAGGAUUCGGAUUAUGAGUAUGAUGAUGAGGAACUUGAAGACGAUAAGAGUGAGAUUAUCGACAAUUACUCGGUCAAUUCUACCGACUUGACCGACAUGUCGGACCACUACGAUCAAAAGUCCAAAGUGUUGGCUAACUACAGAAAUAACCAACUUUUAUCCAUCAAGAGAUCUAACUCUAAUAAAUCCACAAACCAAUAUCAAAAGAUGAAGGAUCGCUUGACCAAAGCCAAGUACUAUUUACAGGACUUGGUGGAUUCCGACGACUAUCAAGAUAUCCAAAACUUUUGGAAUCGGUGGGAUAUGAUCAAGUAUGCCACCAUUGAAUUGGUUGAAGAUGAUGACGACGACGAAGUCAUCGAGUCCACCAUCGACGACCUCGAAGCAGGUCGUUAUUUUGUAAAUUAAUUUAUAAGUCUGCAGUUUUUGUUGAAGUUGGGGUAUUUUAUUUGCUUUUGAAAGUUUAUGGUUAUAUAGGGUAAAUGUAUAAUAGAAAAUGAAAAAGGCUUGA